Molecule: messenger RNA, 3240 nt
Organism: Lingula anatina
Lineage: Eukaryota; Metazoa; Brachiopoda; Lingulata; Lingulida; Lingulidae
Product: mutS protein homolog 5
Biological process (GO): chiasma assembly; mismatch repair
Cellular component (GO): nucleus
Molecular function (GO): ATP-dependent DNA damage sensor activity; ATP binding; mismatched DNA binding
Source: RefSeq, a predicted model, not a curated record
CCAUGUGACUUGAAUAGACAUUCGCGGACUUGACCUUUCACCCCGGCAACGUGUUGCAUUGUGGGCCGCAAAAUCCAUGACGUAUACUGUCUGCGUAACAGUUUUGCCCUUUUAUGGAAAGCGGGAUUUCCCUUUUAGUUGGAUGUGCCCUAGUUUCUAGCAGGUUCGGAGCGCAAAACAAAUCAAUAUUCAUAUCGUGACGUGGCAGUAAAAUCGGAAAUGACCUAGCAUUCUUAGUGUACAGGGAACUAAGUUUUAUUAAAAAAUGUCAAAAAGUAAAUUGUCAACCACCAAGUCCAGUGUAGAUAUAACUACCCAAUCCACAUCUUGCUCGCCCAGUGCAGAGGAUGACAGCUUCAGUGACACUGACAUCACUGUCAGAAAUGAAGCUAGAGAAGACAUUUUCUCAGAAGAGUUUGAGCAACAGAUAUACUUAAGCAUUGUUUGGAAUGCUGGAAAACUAGGUGUGGCCUAUUAUGAUGUAGACACUACACAGAUCUAUCUCAUGUUGGACUGCAGAGAAACUGAUGACUUUCAGAUCCUAAAUAAAGUUCUUUCACAAGUGUUACCAACUUGUAUUAUCACUAGCUCCAAACAAGAUGACAGACUGUUGAAAGUUUUGCAGGAAAAAUAUCAAGGCGAAGAUAAUGAUGAGAAAGAUAGUAAUGUCUUACAGUUCCUUCCAAGUGCUGACUUUACUCUUGAAGUGUGCAAGAGACGUCUGCUUACAGUAAACCUCCCAGGAAUACCAGACCAUUUUGAUGAGUCUCAGAAGACACUAUAUCUCUCCUCUCUCGUGCCAAUGGACUGCACUAAUAUGGUUCGUGCCACAGGAGCACUGCUGAAGUAUCUAGAGAAGUGCCGUGUAGGUGUAGAGCUGGAGGGAGCUGAUGUCAGAGUGCCAGUGCUGGCUUUGAAAACGUUUUCUCUAGAUGACAUGAUGAUUAUUGAUGACAAUACAUACUGUGCACUGCAGAUUUUCCAAAAGGAACUCCAUCCUUCUGUGUAUAAAUCUGGCAGUUGGAACAGUGCCAAGGAGGGCCUAAGUCUGUUUGGAAUCGUAAACAAAUGUAAAUCAAGAAUUGGUUCCAUGAUGCUAAGGCUUUGGUUUCUGAGGCCUCUUAAAGAUAUUAACACUCUAAGGCAGAGACAAGAUGCUGUUGCCUUUUUCUUCAAUCCCAGAAACAUUGAGAUAAAUAACUCACUGCAAGAUUGCCUAAAACACAUCAAUAAUACUCCUAAAAUUCUCAAUCGAAUGAAACAAGCUCAAGCUUCAAUAGGGGAUUGGCAAGCAUUGUACAAAACAAUUUACAAUGCGAUUCACAUAGGUGAUAUCUGCCGUGCACAGGCUGACAAAAUUGACAUCUUUGAGAAGAUAAGUACAGCAUUCACAGAAGACUUGCACAGGAUAGCAAUUUUGAUCAGUAAAAUAGUUGAUUUUGAUGAAUCAUUCGCCCAGAAUAGGUUUGUGGUCAAGCCAAAUGUGGAUCCAACACUGGAUGAAAAAAAGAAAACCUAUAAUGGUCUGCCUGAUUUCAUGACGACAGUUGCUCAAGAGGAGCUGAGUAAACUGAGUGAGGACAUUUUGGAAUGUAAUGUCAUUUAUCUGCCACAGCUUGGUUAUCUACUUGCCAUCCCAAAGAGUAAGUUUUUAGAGGAGAAAGAAUACCAAGUACCAGGACUGGAUUUCAUGUUUUUCUCAAAUGAUACAAGCUAUUUCAAGAGUGCUAGAACAAGAGAACUGGACCAUCUACUUGGUGACACGCAGUGUGAUAUUACUGAUCAUGAAACUAGCAUCAUGCACAGACUACAGAACACCAUCCUAGAGCACUGCAAGGUGCUGCUGGAUAUCAUGGACUUGACUGCUCAUCUAGACUGUUUGCUAGCACUAGCUACAUGUGCCAGAGAAUAUAAUUAUGUCCGUCCUGAGCUGACCACUGAAAAUAUCAUUGUGAUUCAAAGUGGCAGGCAUCCUCUUCAAGAACUGUGUUGCAGCCCUUUUGUUCCCAAUGCCACAAUGAGUGGAGGAGACCAUGGCAAGAUGAAGGUUCUCACAGGGCCCAAUGCCAGUGGAAAGAGCGUCUAUCUGAAACAGGUAGCCCUCAUAACAUUUCUUGCCCAUAUUGGUAGCUAUGUUCCUGCUGAAUCUGCAAGAAUUGGUCUUCUGGACCGUAUUUUCUCUCGUAUCAAAACAAUGGAGAGUGUCUCUGUGGGUCUUUCUACAUUCAUGAUUGAUUUGAACCAGGUAUCAGCAGCAAUAAACAAUGCCACACAAAAUUCUCUGAUCAUUUUGGAUGAAUUUGGAAAAGGCACAGAGACGACUGAUGGUUUGGCUCUAUUAUGCAGUUGUUUAAAGCACUGGUUAGCACUUGGUUCCUCCUGUCCUCAUGUACUGGUCUCAACACAUUUUCAUGGACUUAUUCAGCACAGACUACUGCCAAACUCUCAACAACUUAAAUUUCAGACAAUGGACAUUGUGCAGAAUGAAACAGAGCUGGUUUUCCUGUAUCAGCUGAUAGAUGGCAGCACCAACUGUAGUCAGGCAUGCCAUAUUGCUGCUCAGGCAGGAUUACCAAAGGAAAUAGUCAGCAGAGGACUGGAGGUGUCAGAGUUAUUGCGGAAAGGAGAACCUGUCCAUAGACAAAACACCUCCAUCACCCUGGCACUCUAUAGGAGAUGUGAGAAUGUUGUAAACAAGUUCUUACAACUGGAUUUGGAGAAAGAAAACCUAAAAGCUUUUCUGCAAGAGUUUGUCAUUCCUGCCAGCAUAGACCUUAACUAGAAGCAUUUUGUGCUGUCAAAGUGAAAAGAAAGAUAUGAAAAUAUUUCUGAAAAUAUAAACUUUUCAUUUUGCCCUUUGUAAUAUUUAAUUAUAUGUUCUACACAUAGUUAAAUACACAUACACAUAUGUAUCUUUCAGUAAAGAAAAACUUUAUGUGUAAUGGACAAGAUGGUCUGCCCAGUAAAUUUAAAUUUGAUUCCAUUGUUUUUAUUCCAAUUUAUCUGUUUAUAAUUUUGUUAAGUUUUGAUAUUUUUUUUUAAUAUUCUGCCAGGUUGAUAUCUACUUGUUUUGGAUCCAUCUUUAUAUAUGAUUUUCAAAUGUGUAACUUGAUAUUUGUCUUUUUUAAGGUUUUAUCUUUUCAUAAUUUUAAUAAGUUUGACAUUUUAAGUCAUGGCCAUGUUUAUAUAUAUUCAUUGGUCCAUUAAUUUUUUACAAAGUUUACAUUUUUUUCUUUCAAC